Entamoeba nuttalli P19 is the source of this 321-nucleotide messenger RNA. RefSeq lists its product as hypothetical. The transcript is spliced from 2 exons. NCBI's taxonomy places the organism in Eukaryota, Evosea, Mastigamoebida, Endamoebidae. Bases 1 to 321 code for a protein of 106 amino acids. The record is from RefSeq and is a predicted model, not a curated record.
AUGAGUGAACCUCAUCAAAACAUUCCUCUUUCCCAAUUAUUAUCACAAAACUCUCAAAAUACAGCCAAUUCAAGACUAACUUCUAUUCGUGGUAUACAACCUUCACAACCAAAAAUUCAAUUUGCACCGAAUAUUCGAGCAGCAGGAUUUAAGCCUGAAGUAAAUAAUGGGAAUGAAGGACGAACAAAAUUGAAAGUUAAAAAAGAACAACCAAAAAUUAAGAAAACAACAAUUACACCAACUCCACGAGUAUUCAAACCACGACCAGUUGCACAUGGAAUUGGUGGAUUAGGAAUAAAAAGAAUUAUUAUUAAACCCUGA